Molecule: messenger RNA, 162 nt
Organism: Penicillium expansum
Lineage: Eukaryota; Fungi; Ascomycota; Eurotiomycetes; Eurotiales; Aspergillaceae
Exons: 1
Coding region: 1-162 (53 amino acids)
Source: RefSeq, a predicted model, not a curated record
AUGCCGUCACGAAAUAUUCGAUUUCAAGGAAAAAUAGCCUUCAUUGUGCGGGUUGCAUGGCGGGAUUCCACUUGGUUACAGGCAACAGCUGCGGGGGUGGCUAUUGGCGACACCCCUGUCAGCAUGGGCUCGGACCCAGCUUCGGGCGCAUUGGAUCGAUAG